AUGCCGCCCCCAGUGAGAAGCGCCUACGCCGGGGGCUACAACGAGAACACCAAGAGACAGCUCGAGCAGGUCACCAUUCCAGACAAGGUUAAGUGCGUCAACUGCAAGAAGGUCCGCAUGCAGAGCAUGUUCUCCAAGCGCCAGCUCGAGUACCUGCGUCACGGUAUUGUCACACAGGGUGCUCGUGCGGUCAACGGCACUGGUAUCGCCAAGUGUCGCACCUGCGUUGGGGGCCAGACGGUCGAGCUCAAGUGCUGCAUUUGUGAUAAGAUAAAGGGUCUGGAUGAAUUUGCGAAGGCUCAGCGUCAGUUCCACGAUACCGCGAGAUGCCUGAAUUGUGUUCAGUUCAUUACCGACACCGAGCUCGUGGACGAACAGAAACUCAUCCCGGAAAGUGAGUUGACUACGCAGGACACUGCCUUGACUCGGUCCCACUUCGACGACGAAUCCGUCGCUGCAACCACCAAUCGCCUCAAUAUCACCAGCCUCUACGCCCGCAGCGGCUUCUCCGCCCUCGAAGAGGACGAUGACGAUCUCUCCAUCGGUGGUGGCGUCUGGGUGGAAUCGGAGUCCGGAAACGACGAGAACAGUCUCAGCAAGGGCAAGAGCCGCAUGUACACCGGUUUCGCCGCUAAUGGCACCGCCCAUCAUCAUGUCACUGAUUCCCAGUCAGGCGGAUAUGACUCCUUCUACGGCAAUAGCAACGGCCAACCCCAUGCACUGAAGUAUCAGAGUGCCGCGGCUCAGGUUCCCAACAUCAGGACCGGCAACACUCUGCCUCCUCCCCCGCUUCCGAAGAAGAAGGCUUCCAACUUUGCCAAAGUGCCGGGCCGCCGCGUGCCAGCCAACGAAGCUCCCUCCAUGCGUGUCCCCGAGUCCACAGCCGAAGCUCACCAUUCUGAUGAUGAUGAUAAUGAGAACGGUAUCGAGGAUUUCCUGUAG
Messenger RNA from Aspergillus chevalieri, 942 nucleotides. RefSeq lists its product as uncharacterized. The record is from RefSeq and is a predicted model, not a curated record. The coding region runs from base 1 to 942 and encodes 313 amino acids. Lineage: Eukaryota; Fungi; Ascomycota; Eurotiomycetes; Eurotiales; Aspergillaceae. The transcript has 6 exons.